AUCGAGCAAUGAAGAAAGGAGGAGCGAAGAGAAAGGGAGCUUCAAAAGCGACUCGCAAAGGUGCUGCUGCUGCUGCGGAGAGUCAGAACGAUGAUGAGGUGAUUGCUGAGUCUCCCGAGGCGUCCACGCAGGAGGAGAGUCAGCAGCCUAAGGAAGAUGUCGUCGACGAGAACGGGGAAUCUGCGAAGGGGAAUCAGGAAGACGAAGAGGAAGAAGCUAAACCGGACGAUUCUCCUUCUCAGCAGCAACAAGAGGACGUCAAGGCGGAGGAAGUCGAUGGAGAUAAGAAGAAACCUGGUCGUCCUCCUCGUGGUGGUGGUAAGCGAAAGAGGGCCGCCACGAAGAAGGAGGUUGAUGAGAAGAAACUGGUUCCUCCGAAAGCGCGAGUGGUUAAACCACAGGAAGAGCCUGAGUACUUCGAGGACGAGCGUAAUCUGGAGGGUCUGUGGAAGGCUGCAUUUCCCGUGGGAACGGAGUGGGACCAGUUAGAUGCACUUUAUGAAUUUAAUUGGGAUUUCAAGCAUCUUGAAGAAGCAUUGGAGGAGGAAGGUGGAUUGCUCUUCGGGAAGAAAGUCUUUCUUUUCGGCUGUACAGAACCCCAGUUAGUCCCCUUCAAAGGCGCAAACAAGAUCCUCCAUGUCCCAGCAGUUGUUGCU
Raphanus sativus (radish) is the source of this 656-nucleotide messenger RNA. Its product is annotated as protein HEAT INTOLERANT 4-like. The record is from RefSeq and is a predicted model, not a curated record. Gene Ontology annotation, biological process: regulation of cellular response to heat. Lineage: Eukaryota; Viridiplantae; Streptophyta; Magnoliopsida; Brassicales; Brassicaceae.